AUGGAAAACCUCCAUGAAAAGCCUUUACGAAACAUACUCAUCCGAUUACCCGCGAAACAGCUUGCUCAAAUGAGAUGCGUUUCUAAACGCUUCAAUGCUUUCCUAUCUCGUCCUGCCUUUGUUAGAUCGCAUCUCAAUCAUUCAGUCCACAAUAACGAUGAAAUUCUCCUCAUCUUUCACCAAGUAUUUUCUUUUCACGAAAAACCAUUCACUGCACACGCCUCUCAUUCUCCUCAUAUCGAGCUCACUAGCCUUAUUAAACUCCCCGUGAUCCCCUCUUCCGAACAUACCCUUUGUAAUGUUAUUGGAUCUGUCAACGGCUUAAUAUGCUUUUCUAGUCACAAAUCGGAAUAUGACUUGUGGGGUGUCAUUUAUAUUUGGAACCCUUCUUUAUCCGCUUUAGUAGAGCUACCUCCGUAUAUCAUGCCUUCCCCAGAUCAUGGUGAAAUUGAUAUACUUUUUCGUUUUGGGUACGAUCCUAAAACAAAUGAUUACAAAAUUGUCAAGCUUGCAAGCGUCUCAUCCUCCCAAGAUACCCGUUCUUGUGUUGCUGAUUAUUGGUUUCAAGUCGAGGUCUAUAGCAUGAGAAAAGGUUCAUGGAAAUUAAUCAAUCAAAGGUUGCCAUCAAUAAUAUCAAGGAUCUUUGAUCCAGACGAAGUUUGUGUGGAUGGGCAUAAUGGUUAUAUUCAUUGGCUUGGCUAUAUUGAUGAGGAAAUGAGCCAACAAAAAAUAGUUGCAUUUGAUUUGAAUGCCGAAGCUUUCACUUUGUUACCGUUGCCAUAUUCUAUCGUACAUGAUGAUAUGUUUUCACGGAUAAAUAUUCUUGGAGUUAUGGCUGGAAAUAUUUGUAUCAUUUCACGCAAUAUAGACAAUGAAGGUGAAUACGAGAUUUGGGUGAUGACGACGACUAAGUAUGGGGGGGUUAAAUCCUGGGUGAAAAACGAUAUAUUUUCAGAUUUCAAGUUUUAUGGUGAAGUGGAACCAUUUGGAUUUACAUUGAAUAAUGAGUUACUCUUUGAACCUCAUCAUAGUUAUCUAGCUUUAUAUGAUUCAAUCGGAGCUAAGGUUAAAUCUUUUAAAUUUAAUACCAAUUCUACCGUACGUGGUAUGCUCAAAGUUGUUCAGUACGUUGACAGUCUUGUUUGGGUAGCACCCGCCGAUCAAUGGAAAGCCUCUAGCAGCAGAUUUGCUUCGUUGCGAAUUGGAAAAUGA
Erigeron canadensis is the source of this 1212-nucleotide messenger RNA. Its product is annotated as F-box/kelch-repeat protein At3g06240-like. The transcript has a single exon. The coding region runs from base 1 to 1212 and encodes 403 amino acids. Gene Ontology annotation, molecular function: protein binding. The record is from RefSeq and is a predicted model, not a curated record. Lineage: Eukaryota; Viridiplantae; Streptophyta; Magnoliopsida; Asterales; Asteraceae.